AUGACGAAUACCAUGGCCUUCAAAGCUGCUUCUGUACUGAAGGUCAGGUCUGGUCCUUGUUCCACUGAUGCUUCUGCCCAGCUGGACCAGGGCACUGUUCCUGCCUUGUCUAUAUGCUCCGGCUCCCCGGCCUGUGGGAUGAGUGGGGAUGCACAGAAACAGUGCCAAAACCACAAGUUUCAUGUUUUUCAUUAUGGCUUGCUGAAGGAUCUCAAUCAGCUUCUGAAAGCGCUAAUGGAGGGAGUCAGCUUCAGGGCUGACGAAGGCCGCCCCGGCCUCACAUCGUUCUUCCCCAAGAGGCUCUGCUGGGGCCAUUCAGAGAGAGAAAUGCACUCGGAGUCCUACAGCACUUCGGCACCGGAUGUUGACCUGAAAGCAUGUCAGGAAGCUUUGGAUGACUGCUGUCCACACCAAGGAGAUGAUCAGCUGGAACUGCAAGAAGAGGAGGAGGAAGACAUAAAUCAAAGCAACCGCAACCAUGUAGAUUCCCUUCUCUCCUUAGAGGGCUAUUUACAGCUUCUGUCAUCGCAGAUGGAAAACAUGCUAGAGGCGAGUGUACUGGAAAAUACACAAGUUGCUACUUCCAGUAGAGGUCAAGACCCAUUGUCCUCACACCACAAUAUAAGUUUGACCCAGACACUUUGCCACUGUUUCACUCCUCAUGAUGCCACGCUGCUAAGAACAGACUACCCCACUCAAUCAAAUUCAGAAACAAGACAUUUACAAAGGCAAGAAUCUUUUCCUCAGUCAAGAUCUAAUAUCACAAAUCCAGAAUCACUACUUCAUGGGUCAAAUUUGACAGCUGCUGACAUUAGAAACCUAACGGCUCAUGAUGAUAAUUUUGAUGAAAUUAAACUCAUGUCUUUGGCUUUGGAGGAAGGCUUUGAUCCUACAGAAGUUUCUCAGCUCUUUGAAGAACCUGGCUCAGAUUUGGGACUGUCUUUGAAUUUGAGUCACAGCACUGCCUCUUACUCAGUCUGCAGUGAAGGUGCUGCUGGGUACAGCAGUGAUGUUAAAUCUGUUUCUUCACAUGGCUUAGGAGCUGUUGGUGGCCAUAGCCAAGAACACAGUAAAUAUGGCCAUGUGGAAUAUCCAGGUGAUUCAGAGUGUUCUAGAGAAGCCACACUUCAGCAGUUUCUUUAUAACCACACUUACAAUCAGCUACCAAGUCAAGCAGCAUCCACUCCGGGGCAUCAGCAGCAGAUACGGAUGGAGAAACCAAACGAAGUAAAGGAUAGGUGCCAUAAUUCUACUGAUAAAAACCUUAGCAGCGAUGAACGCCGUGCAAAAGCUCUGAGAAUACCAUUUUCGGUAGAUGAAAUUGUGAGCAUGCCCGUCGACUCUUUCAACACCAUGCUAGCAAAGAACCAUCUGACAGAUACUCAGGUAUCACUUCUACGUGACAUCAGACGAAGAGGAAAAAACAAAGUUGCUGCUCAAAAUUGCCGUAAACGUAAAUUGAAUGCAAUUCUUAACUUGGAAGAAGAUGUAUGUAAUCUUCAAACACAAAAGGAAAGCCUUAAAAAGGAGCACUCUCAGUGCAGCAGAUCAAUCAGCCGGAUGAAGCAAAAGUUAAACAACUUGUACCGUGAUAUUUUCAGUAGACUGAGGGAUGACCAGGGUAGACCUGUUAACCCGUGCCAGUAUGUCAUUCAUUGCAGUAGCGAUGGCAGUGUUUUCGUAAUACCCAAACACUUGGUCAAAUCAGGACAGAAACAAGGUAACGAAAAAGAGCAGAAACAAAAAUAAGAUGGCUGAAGAUCACCUAGGUUUUAUUUUUCCUGAAAGAAUAGUAAGGCUAUUUGGGUGAAGACUGGAGGUCAGUGAUUACAGUAGUAAAAACAGAAAAGACUACAUUUGAGGUGGAAGACCGUGUGUUUGAAGGCCUGGCAAACCCAGCCGAUGGUGAUCUGUUAGAAAGACUACCAGCUGAGGCUUCUAAAUGAGGAAAUCUGUUUAGUUUUAAUUAGAAUUAAAGGAGCUAGGCCAUCAGUGUAAGUGUAGUUAUAUAGGCCUGUGUAAAACCAUGAAUUUAGUUUCUGGUGAUGGGGGAGAAUAUCAAGUGAGGGGAAAAAAACCAAGCUUUAGAUCAAAGUUAUACAUGGAAGAAAAAUGUGCUUUAGUCUUAAGUACUUGAUUCUUCAUACACAAAGUGACCUUAUUUUAUUCUUUUUUUAGCACUGAAAGAAAAAAUUGUAGUUGAAGUUCAUCUGCACCUUAAAUUCACUGUGGAUUUAUGUAUUCCUAAGAGAUACUCUGUGCUUUGCAUUUGCACAGAACUGUUCUGCUUUUCCUAGUUUUCUUUUAAGGGGAGAGGCCCAGGAGGCUAUUGCAUUUUUCCUCACUACUUUCACCAUCAUAGCUCCCAGUAAACAUAACAUACCGAUUAAUUUCACAAUUCAUAUGGUCAAUCUGCAAAUAGAUUCUGAAAAAUAAUUAAUAUCUGAUUCAAUAUUGUCUUACCUUCAUCCUCUGCAACUGAAUCAUUCUCAACUUUCUUCCAUGAAAAUUGAGUUACUGUUCUGUUUCCUAGUCUAUGAUAUAUUUACUUGCGUACCUUCCCUUUUACCCCCAUUUGGAUACCUUCCUC
This is a messenger RNA of Gavia stellata (red-throated loon), 2590 nucleotides long. It is a transcript of the gene NFE2L3, whose product is annotated as NFE2 like bZIP transcription factor 3. The transcript has 4 exons. Gene Ontology annotation, molecular function: RNA polymerase II cis-regulatory region sequence-specific DNA binding; DNA-binding transcription factor activity, RNA polymerase II-specific. The record is from RefSeq and is a predicted model, not a curated record. Lineage: Eukaryota; Metazoa; Chordata; Aves; Gaviiformes; Gaviidae. Gene Ontology annotation, cellular component: nucleus. Gene Ontology annotation, biological process: regulation of transcription by RNA polymerase II. Bases 1 to 1749 code for a protein of 582 amino acids.